AUGAACGGCCCUAAACAUACGCUUCGCAAUCAGCUGGAAAGCCAACAGCAAUACCCGUUUUCACAUAACAUGAUCAAUCAGAUUCGUUUCGAAAGCAGGAACACCACGUGGCUCGCACACCUGGACUGCUGGGGUUCAGACAAAAGUCCGAGCACGGAGGAUUCCUUUCACUCUUCGAGGAGAGAGAGGAUAGACCUCCUGACGGGUGGCAUGGCUCAGAGACCACUCCAUCCUUCGUUCGGAAGAGAGCUGCGCCCUAUCGAUGGGCAGGCGAAAUCAUCUGUGUGGUGGAGCAGAACGGUUCGAAAUGAACUCGCGUCUGGAGGACGGAUUAUUCCAGCCGCCUGGAGAGAUCCCGGCAUUCUGGGAAUCUUCGAAGCCGAAGGAGAUGGCACUGCGAUCAAGGCCCGCUGGCUUUCCAACCUUAUUAGGGUUCAGUCCCAGCCAGCCGAUUCUAAAACUUACAGCGCUAAUUGA
Molecule: messenger RNA, 477 nt
Organism: Coccidioides immitis RS
Lineage: Eukaryota; Fungi; Ascomycota; Eurotiomycetes; Onygenales; Onygenaceae
Exons: 3
Coding region: 1-477 (158 amino acids)
Source: RefSeq, a predicted model, not a curated record